GCUGAGGUUUUCGUGAGAGAGCAUCUAGGGAUGUGUCGAAAUAUCAUCAUUAGUUGACAGGCACCAUCAUAGGUCAAAGUUUCCGCAAAAGAUACAGUAUCGUACUGUUGUCAGCUAGGUGCCGCACCUCAUCCUCCGUUUUGUCAACGAAUGUCAGCUAGCUAGGUGUGAUUCCUGUGUCAAAGUCAAGCCAGUUUGGAACCUAUGGCAUCCGUGAUCGUUGCUUGGACGGAUAAGCCUCUUUCCACCCUAAGUUUCCGAAAUAGUUUCCGCCCAUAAGCUUCCGUCGCCGUAAGCUUCCGCGCAAGCUUCCGCCGUAAGCCUUUCCGCGGCUGUCAGUUCCCCCCCAGCGUAAAGCCGCGGCACCAGGCACGCGUUCCUCUGGACAAAAUGGCGAUACUGGCACUAGCAGCGGCCCACGUCGCCCCGCACGCCACGGUACUAGACGCCCCCUAGACACCACGCGAGGCUUUUGCGAGCAGCCUCCCCUCCCCUCGCGCCCGCGUCUUCGACUCCCCCGCGAGGGGGGAGGGGGGGGGGGGGGGGAGGGGGGAGAGAGUCACUGCGAGCCUGUCAGGGUUUACGGGGGCGUCCGCGAGUCGGAUGCGAGGCGCAGUGCGAGUCGGACGAUGCGAGCGAGGCAAUGCGGCUCCCCCUCCCCGCCCCCCCCCCCCCUGCGAGCCUGGCAAGCAAUGUGGCGCCUUACCCGGGGUGCGAGGCGAUAUGUCUGCUGCGGAGGGGCGGGGCGGGGCGAGGCCGCCCGAGCAAAUAGAAAUAGAGAUUAGAUGAGCAGCUGAGACCAGCAAUCAGUCAUAUCCAGUCCAACAGUCUUGCCGCUACCACGUCCCACAACCCUCCUCCCCUGGCUGUGUCAGAGCCAUCCCCUUCCCUCGAUCUGCCGCUUCACCAGGCAUCAUCAUACUAUCGCCCAUAGUACUACUUCCCUCCUCCUCCUCCCCCCCUUCGGCCCCUCCUAGCGCGAUCAUUCUUCGUCUAGCAUCGCCUCCUGUUAGACUUUUGAGGCGCCUCAAAAACUGGCGCGAUCAUUCUCGGUCUAGCAUCGCCUCCUGGUAGAUCUCGUGUUAUCCGUCUGCUGCUCGAGGCGGAACGAAACGCAUCUAUCAACGUGAUAUCCGUCAACGUCAACGUGAAAUCCGUCAACGUCAACGUCAAACCCGUCAACGUGAAACCCGUCAACUCUCCCACCUCGAGGCAGUGAAGGAUGGGGAGUUCCAAGGCCGUGGUUCACGCCGCAUUCCUCAUCAUCGCCCUUCUUGCGGCGAGUCAGGUGCAGCUGUCGCUGGGAGCAAUACACAUCGGCGUCAUCCUUGGGGAAGACGGCAUCCCUGUGAACGUCGUCGCCCCUCUCCGCGGCAGUACCCCUGGCAACAGCAAUGGCAACGGCGACGGCAACGGCAACAGCGGCAGCAACGGCAACAGCGGCAGCAGCGGCAACAGCGGCAGCACCGGCAACAGCAAUGGCAACGGCAAUGGCAACAGCAAUGGCAACAGCAGCAACGGCAACAGUGGCACCGCCAGCAACAGCGGCAGCACCGGCAACAGUGGCAACAGCAGCAGCAACGGCAACAGCGGCAGCAAUGGCAACAGCGGCAGCAGCGGCAACAGCGGCAGCAGCGGCAACAGCGGCAGCAGCGGCAACAGCGGCAGCAGCGGCAACAGCGGCAGCACCGGCAACAGCGGCAGCUCCGGCAACAGCGGCAGCACCGGCAACAGCGGUAGCACCGGCAACAGCGGCAGCACCGGCAACAGCGGCGGCAAUGGCAACAGCGGCAGCACCGGCAACAGCGGCAGCACUGGCAGCAGCACCACCACCAGCACCGGCAGCAGCAGCGGUGGCAACAGCGGCAGCGGUGGCAACAGCAGCAGCACCGGCAACAGCGGCAGCACCGGCAACAGCGGCAGCACCGGCAACAGCGGCAGCACCGGCAACAGCGGCAGCACUGGCAACAGCGGUGGCAACGGCAACAGCAGGAGCACUGGCAGCAGCAGCACCACCAGCACCGGCAGCAGCAGCAGCAGCAGCAGCAGCAGCGGUGGCAACAGCGGCAGCACCAGCAACAGCAGCAGCACUGGCAAAGCAGCAACAGCCGACGCUACUACCAGAUCGCUGACAGUUGGCACAAGCAUGAGGAUCAACGGGCGCUCUUUCACCUUCUCCUCGCCUCGCUGCCUGGGCCUUCCAGCCAUGACGGGCCAUGGGAAAACAAGGGUGCAGGUGGCGUGGCAGCAGGCGGGCAAGGCUGCUUGCAGGGAGAUUCAGUUCUUUGCUGGCCCGGGCUGCAGAGGAGAGGCAGUGGACAGUCUGGAGCAGAGCAAGAGAUCUAGGUGGAUUGCCAAAUCAGUGAAGUCGGUUCGCUGCGUCACUGAGGAUAGUGCAGAAGCAUAAAUGGGGGCGCUCUUCGUCGGAGGGCCAUGGAGCCAGCUCUGGGCUGGUCGGGCAUGGUGCACAAUCGCAAAUGGGGGGGGAGGGAUCGUUGUGAGCUUGGAAGGAGCGUAUGAGUGGGAAAGAAGAGGAGAACAGUGUAUCAAAGUAGCGAAGUGACUAGAAAGUGUGCUACACGGUGGUUUUGUGCUAAUACUCUCUAAGAGUACGCACCUAUCUAGCCUAUAGUAACAUACAAAUAUAUGUUUGACACACCC
This is a messenger RNA of Closterium sp. NIES-67, 2661 nucleotides long. The record is from the annotation of a GenBank genome assembly. Lineage: Eukaryota; Viridiplantae; Streptophyta; Zygnematophyceae; Desmidiales; Closteriaceae.